AGGUUCCUCCCAAGAUGCCACCCGCUUCAUUCAAGUGCCUGGCAGCACUGUGUUCCUGUUAGAGCCACCAGCACAAGCACCAGACGAUGCUGAUCCAGGUGAAGGCCCCAGUGCAGCAGCAACAGCACAUGAUGGAGACGAUGAUGAGGAGGAGACCAUCUCUCUGGAUUCCAGAAGGCAUGAGGACCCAGAUGCUAUACAGUGGGAAAACCAGCCUGGCAACAUAGUGCGUAUUAAUAAAAGGACACCACAUCCUGCCAAAUUCCAGCUGCGCUAAUUGUAUUGUGUUCACAGAGCUCACAAGCUAUCAGAAAGUUGUAUGGCAACCACCUCCGGCGCCAAAUAGAACUGGCAGACAUAGACAUUCAGUACAAGAAGAAAAAGAUGGAAAAUCUUGCACUGGAGUCCGAAAUAAAAAAGAGGACAAUUAGGAAACUGGACCUUGAAAUAAAAAAACUUGAGAGGGAGCUCCAAGAAGAUGACACAGCUCAAAAUAAAAAUUAGCAAUCAGUACAACCAAGUCAUCGUUAUAAGGCAUCGCCCUCUUUUGCCCACCCCCCCCCCACCAGGUGUGGCCACUAGCCUAUAUGAAGGCCCAAAAUUGUGUGUUCCUUUCUGCUCUGACAAUGGCAUGCCCAUUCGUGCGAGAUGUGGUGGAUGAAGAAGCACUUGUGCUGAGGAGAGCCUUCAGGCGAGAAAGGGUCUUCAGGGACCGGUUGGACCCACUGGCCUUCCCUGAUGACCAUCUAUAUGAAAGAUACAGGUUUUCUGCAGAUGGCAUCAGGUAUCUAUGCAGACUACUGGGUCCCAGGAUUAAGCACCGCACUGCACGGAGCCAUGCACUGAGUGUGGAGCAAAUGGUUUGUGUGGCCUUGCGCUUUUUUGCUAGUGGAGCCUUCCUGUACUCAGUGGGGGAUGCAGAACAGCUGAACAAGGCCACAAUUUGCCGCACAAUAAGGAGUGUGUGUCUGGCUAUCAAAGCAUUAGCAGAUGUCUUCAUCUCCUUCCCUGGCCACAGAAGACUCUGUGACAUCAAAGAGGAGUUCUAUAGGAUUGCAGGUUUCCCCAAUGUCAUUGGUGCAGUGGACUGCACACACAUAAGGAUACAAGCCCCCUCAGGUGCCCAUGAGGCCGAUUUUGUGAAUAGGAAAUCCUUUCACAGCAUUAAUGUUCAGAUGGUCUGCAAUGCUGACUGUGUGAUCAGCAAUGUUGUGGCAAAAUGGCCUGGCUCAGUCCAUGACUCCAGAAUCUUUCGGGCCUCUGAAAUCUAUCACAAGGUGAAUUCUCUGGUGUGUUGCUGGGAGACAGGGGGUAUGGCUGCCAGCCUUUUCUCCUGACACCUUUCACAGACCCCCAGGAAGCACAGCAGGCCUACAACCAUGCCCAUGCCAGGACCAGGGCCAGAGUUGAAAUGACCUUUGGCCUCCUGAAGGCACGCUUUCACUGCCUUCACAAAUUAAGGGUCAGCCCUGUUAGGGCAUGUGAUAUUACUGUGGCUUGUGCUGUCCUCCACAAUGUGGCCUGCCUGAGGAAGGAGAGGGCCCCCAGAGUGCCACCAGCCAUGGACUGGGACAAUCCGGCAAUCUUCCCUGAUGACGACAGUGGUCGGCUGCUGAGGGACCAAUAUGUGUUGAAUUAUUUUAGUUAGUAUGUGUGCUUUCAAUUUUGGUUAAAUAUGUCCUGCGGUGGCAGAGGAAUUUGGG
Molecule: messenger RNA, 1703 nt
Organism: Oncorhynchus nerka (sockeye salmon)
Lineage: Eukaryota; Metazoa; Chordata; Actinopteri; Salmoniformes; Salmonidae
Product: putative nuclease HARBI1
Exons: 9
Coding region: 588-1337 (249 amino acids)
Source: RefSeq, a predicted model, not a curated record